Messenger RNA from Colletotrichum spaethianum, 2442 nucleotides. RefSeq lists its product as uncharacterized. Gene Ontology annotation, cellular component: nucleus; Rpd3L-Expanded complex; Rpd3L complex. Bases 1 to 2442 code for a protein of 813 amino acids. The transcript has 2 exons. NCBI's taxonomy places the organism in Eukaryota, Fungi, Ascomycota, Sordariomycetes, Glomerellales, Glomerellaceae. The record is from RefSeq and is a predicted model, not a curated record. Gene Ontology annotation, biological process: regulation of DNA-templated transcription.
AUGGCCUCCACCGACGAGCACGCAGACGCCAUGGACGUCGAGGUGUCGCCCAAAAACAAGACGUCGGUCGAACACAACAUCCAUCAGUCGCUCGGCGCUAUCAGCAACUCCGUCGAAUCGCUCGAGAUGCGCGCCGACCCAGACGCCCAGGCAACAGUCACCGACUUUCUCGAUUUUACCGAAUACCUCCCUUCCGAUAUGAUGCGAUCGUUGACCCUGAUCGGCAAGCUCGACCAGACAUACGGAGAUGCAUCCCUCAACGUGCACAACCUCACCUCAACCUGGGGCAAGCUCCCCAGCAUCCCCGCCGAAGAGCGCCCGUCUCCUGUACAGUUGCGCGCCGAAAUCUCGGAUAGUCUCAACCAUGCGGUCAGUUCGCGCGUCUUCGCGCACGCCGAGGCGGUCCGCAUGUCCGAGAACGUGAGCCGUCACUAUAAUCGCGCAAAGACGAUACUGGCAAAGUUAAAGGAUAUGCUGGAAAACUACCCGACUGAGGAACAGAAGAGCCCGGUGGCCACUUCCAAGUCCCCUCAACUUGUUAGGGCGCCGAGAAUAAUGCGCAACGGGGAUGGCGAAAAGGUGCGACGACCACGGAUACCCAGGAUUACUGUUCCCGGCGAGGUGCUACCACCCUACGACCAGUUUGUGGCGUACUCAGACGACAGCGACGAAAGCUCUGAAGAAGACGACGACGAAUCUCUUGGGCGCACGCCAGCUCGGUCAACGCCCGCACCCCGGAUCAGGGUCCUCAAGACCCCCAAAGCCAGGCCACCAAAGACUCCAAAAGCUGCAUCAUCGCGCCCCCCUAAAUCGGCCGCAACCCCCGCUACAGCCGCCACUCCUGCUGUUGUGCUGCAGCCUCCGCCAGAAAAUGCCGUCAUAGGAAGUGUGGAUGCUCCCUGGCUUCAGCUGACGCCAUGGGAGUUGGCAAGAUUAAGGAAGCGUAUGAAGAAAAACGCAACAUGGAAUCCUAGUGACACCAUGAUUUUGCGAGAACUGAAGACGCUCGGUCGUGGAAUCGACGCUUACAAGGAGGCAAAAAAGAAGGCCGAGGACGAGGGUAGGGUGUUUGACCAAGUGCCUCCCGCUCUAGCCCCCGAUGCCGAGACCGGCAACAAACAGAUUCCGGAGGGCGCAAUCAGCGCUGCCGCGCUUGCUUCGGACGACAUCCAGCUGAGCAACAGGGGCAUGAAGCUGAAUGAGGCGAAGAAGCUCAAGCGAGAGUCGUUAGCCAAGCAAGCUGCUGAAGAGGCAGAGGAAUCAGCUCGACAGUUUAGGGAGGCUGCAAGGCUUUUGAUGUCUCAUGAAGCGCCGCAGUCAGGGUCAGGUUCGAACAACGGUGCAGACCAGCCGAAAUCCGCAAACAAGGCGACCCCCAACGCCAAAGCCAAGCCGAAGCCGAACGGCACCAAGCGCAAGAGAGACUCUGUUCCGGAGGCUGAGGCUGAAAAGCCCGAGCCAGUCGAGACACCGGCCCCCCGUCCUGCGCCGAAGCGGACCAAGACGGAGACACCGGUGCCGCUGCCUCAUCUCAGAGCUAGUCUUGCCUCGCAGCCCCUGGCCGAGACCCCCAUACCGCCUCCUGUUCUUACCCCGGGUGGCACUGCAGUUACUCCUAAGAUGACAACUCCCGUGCCAAUCCCGAUCCCUGGUCAGGACGCUGCAGCCACGGCGACUACGAAGCCGGCAAACACCUCUGCGCCGGCGUCGUCGCCAACCGGUUCAACCGGGCAGCCUCCAUCCGUUGCGAGCACUGGACCGGCGAAUAUCGUGACGAAACCGCCUGCGGAGACGCCCAUACCUCCGCCGCUUUUGUCACCCAAGAAGUCAACCACCCCGAUUCUUCCUCCAGUGCGCGAUACUGCGCCCAGAAGGGAAACCAGGGGCGACAUGGCAAAGAAAGGCCAACAGCAAGUGGAAAACCCCGCCUCGCUGCCACCGCAGCAGGCUCCGCAAACGCAGCGUUCGUCCUCUGCGGCCCCUUCCAUCAAACAGUCAAGCUCCCGUGCGGCGACGCCGGGCACAACACCCGUCCCGGAAGGCCAGCGACGUCCCGGAUCCAGAGGGAAAGCUACGAGUCAAGAGCCGCAGCCCUCGCUGGCCACUGACCGACCGCGUCGCGCUAGUACCGCGAGGAACACUCCAGCGCCAGAGCAGAGACAACCGAGCAAGAGGACUAGAAAGCCUGUGCCAGGUAUUGUCAGCAAGACGAACGCUGGAGGCAGCAGUGCCGUGGGCAAGCGCAAGGCCGCGCCCAAAAAGAAGCGCGCCCAAAAAAAGGAGAAGGGUCAGCCAAUCGAGAUUGAGCUGGAGGAGGACGACGAGGGCAACCCGAUCGAUCCCAAUGAGCCGCGGUACUGCGACUGCAACAGGGUCAGCUUUGGCGAGAUGAUUGCAUGCGACAAUGAUGGCGAGAUAAACGCUAGGGGAGUCAAGGCUUGA